Messenger RNA from Caenorhabditis bovis, 1221 nucleotides. The record is from the annotation of a GenBank genome assembly. NCBI's taxonomy places the organism in Eukaryota, Metazoa, Nematoda, Chromadorea, Rhabditida, Rhabditidae.
AUGCAUUUAAUACACACCCUCAUUAUUUUUUUGCCCUUCAUUACUGCAAAUUGGAUAGAUCCUAACGAUCCGACAUCGUCUUAUAAACCUCAAAUUUCGAAUAAAGUGCAGAAAUUGGAUGUGAUUGGCGAUUCAUCCCUACGGCUUAUUCUGCGACAAAUGCUUCAUGAAUUAAAUGUGGACCUAAAUGGAUCUUCGAAAAUCCACAAAAACGUACUUGUGACCAUCAAACAGCAGUCACUUUCCACAAUUUCGAAAUUUCUGAAUGGAGAAGUUGAAGAUACUGCCGAAACUCGAGAAAACGUUCGUUCCGCGUUGAGUGGAAUAUUCACUGUGACAGAUGAGAUUAUUGAUUCAUGGGAGUAUCGAUGGAAAAGUUAUCAACCAUUAGUAUUCUCACUAAACACUUUACUACUUCCUUUCUGUUUUGUUAUCGUAGUUCGAGCUUUGGUAAAACCUCGAAAUUUUUGGAUUUUAAUCAUCUCAUCAGCAUUACUUACCUCGGUGUAUUCAAAAUAUAACAAAAAAUACCAAGAAGCCGAAUCUCGGCGAUUUGCCCGUUUCGCUCAAGUUCAAGCCAAUGGGGGCCACGCAUGCGAACCCGAGGGAAUUAUUAGUCGGUUUUUUGAAAUUGUCGCCAGCCCGUUUCAAUAUAAGCAGAAAAGUGAAUGUCUGAAAUACAUCGAGUCGCAAACAAUUUCCAUAUUCCAUGAAAUUUCCAUAAUUGAAGUGGUCUCCGAAACCAUUUCCGGUGGAGUUUUUGCGUUUCUCUCAGGAAUUGGAACACAUCUAAACAAAUUCUUUAGAGAUUUGUAUGAGGGUGCACCGCUGCUCGCUCAAAUUGUUAUGACAGUGUUUUUGCUUCUGAUGGUUGGAAGGAUAAGGACACCGUUUUUCAGCUACGAGCCAAUAUUGUUAACGUUUGGUCGAAAAACUAUUGGAAAAAUGGUGGCGUGGCUGGAAGGAGGAGAUGAAGAAUUGAGAGAAAAUCCUCGAAUUCUAGAAUCGCGAAGGGAACAUAAGCAACUAACUCAAGAGAAGCUUCCAAUUCAGUUUAAAAAUCAUUCGGACAAUGAGAAAAGGAAAAACAAAUCUAGAAAAUCAGAGCCGAACGUAAAAAAUCGAUCGGCAAAAAUCGAAGCACCAGAAUCAAAUAAUGAAUCGCAAACGGAAGAGUCAGAUUGGAAUGACUCGGAAAAUCUAUCAUCAUUCUCGGAAUGA